Molecule: messenger RNA, 243 nt
Organism: Brenthis ino (lesser marbled fritillary)
Lineage: Eukaryota; Metazoa; Arthropoda; Insecta; Lepidoptera; Nymphalidae
Source: the annotation of a GenBank genome assembly
AUGGACCGGGACCGGACAGGAUCGACACCGGGACCGGACAGGAUCGACACCGGGACAGCGGGACGUAGAGCGGAUCAACAAGUGGUACCGGACUCACUGGAGCCUCCGUUACACCAACACCCCGUUAUGACUAAACACGAAACAACUAAACUAACGAGCAAAAAGCCUGCCUACGACAAAUAUCACAACCGAAUAUCACAAAAGCGGUGGCAAGCGAAGCUUAGUGGACGGCGGCGGCUUACG